This is a messenger RNA of Ostertagia ostertagi, 372 nucleotides long. NCBI's taxonomy places the organism in Eukaryota, Metazoa, Nematoda, Chromadorea, Rhabditida, Trichostrongylidae. The record is from the annotation of a GenBank genome assembly.
AUGCUCCUCUUCGUCGUUUUCGCCAGCUUAUUUUAUAGCAGCUGCUGUUCGACUCCUUUGGUCAUCAGCACAUGGUCCACUAAAGAUUUUCAACAGGCGAAUCAAAAAGCUGUGAACGCAUUAUACGGUGGUCGACUAUACGCACUCGUUGAGGGGCUAUCAGAAUGUGAGCGCCUUAAAUGCGACACAACUGUUGGUUACGGUGGUUCUCCAGAUGAGACUGGUGAAACGACACUGGACGCCCUAGUUAUGGAUGGGCAUGGUAUGCGUAUUGGAUCGGUGGCCAAUUUACAUCGUAUCAAAGAUGCUGCUCGGGUUGCGUGGGCAGUAAUGAACUACACGAAGCACUCGAUGCUGGUUGGAGAGGCAGGU